Capronia epimyces CBS 606.96 is the source of this 1044-nucleotide messenger RNA. RefSeq lists its product as uncharacterized. Bases 1 to 1044 code for a protein of 347 amino acids. Gene Ontology annotation, molecular function: NAD binding; oxidoreductase activity, acting on the aldehyde or oxo group of donors, NAD or NADP as acceptor. The record is from RefSeq and is a predicted model, not a curated record. The transcript is spliced from 2 exons. NCBI's taxonomy places the organism in Eukaryota, Fungi, Ascomycota, Eurotiomycetes, Chaetothyriales, Herpotrichiellaceae.
AUGGCUCCGAAACUCCUCCUCACCGGUACCACCGGCUAUAUAGGCGGCGACUUCCUCUAUCUAGUCUCUCAGGUGCACCCAGACUGGGAAAUAACAUGUCUUGUUCGAAACAGUGACAAAGGCGCCAAAGUGGCUGCGGUAUAUCCCAAAGUGCGGCUUAUCUAUGGUGAUCUGGACGCUGUGGAGACCAUCGAGGAGGCCGCAGCCAAUGCCGAUAUUGUCUAUCAUUUCGCAAACUGUGACCAUGAGGCAUCCGCCAAAGCUAUUGCCAAAGGGCUCGCUCGUCGACAAGAUGACGGGCCUGGGUAUUGGAUUCAUACCUCUGGCACACUGAUUCUAGGGGCCGAAACCGUAGCUCUUGCAGAAUUCGGCAACCGACUUGACAAGAUAUACGAUGACUGGGACCAUAUCCAAGAACUCUCCUCUCACCCCGAUGAAGCGGCACAUCGAAAUGUGGACAAGAUCGUGUUGUCGUCCUAUUCAGACAGGGUCAAGACCGCCAUUGUCUGUCCUCCUACGAUCUAUGGCCCUGGCCGAGGACCAGACAAUACACGUUCUGUGCAAAUCUACCGGUCGACUGCAGAAUUCUUGAAGCGUAAAAAGGCAUUCAAGGUCGGCAAGGCUGAGAAUAUUUGGCACUAUGUCCACGUCCAAGAUCUCUCAAAACUCUACCUUUUGCUCGGCGAAGCUGCGCUCAACGGAGGUUCCCCGGCUACAUGGAACGAGUUAGGAUAUUACCUCGCAGAGAAUGGAUCGUUUGUUUGGGGCGACGUCAUACAGAAAAUUGCCGACAUCGCGCACAAGAAGGGCCUCCUGCCAGACUCUGAUGUGGAAAGCUUGUCCCAGGAUGAGGUGGACAGAAUCUUCGUUCACGGGAAGUAUCAACUCGGCACCAAUUCAAGAGGCGUAUCCGUUCGAGCGAAGAAGCUACUGGGCUGGAAGCCGACGAUGCGCAGCAUCCAGGACGAACUUCCCGACGCUGUAGAGAGCGAGGCUCGUCUCCUGGGGCUGAUCAAAAGCCAUGUGGACCUGGUUCAAGAAUAG